This is a messenger RNA of Physella acuta, 3431 nucleotides long. RefSeq names its product methionine--tRNA ligase, cytoplasmic. Gene Ontology annotation, molecular function: methionine-tRNA ligase activity; ATP binding. Gene Ontology annotation, cellular component: cytosol; aminoacyl-tRNA synthetase multienzyme complex. NCBI's taxonomy places the organism in Eukaryota, Metazoa, Mollusca, Gastropoda, Physidae. The record is from RefSeq and is a predicted model, not a curated record. Gene Ontology annotation, biological process: methionyl-tRNA aminoacylation.
CUGAUGAAAUCUGUCAACAAUAGGCCUAUAAGUUGAAAUCCUACUGAUCUUGUACAGUAGUAGCUCUGUCUACAGUCUAGAACCAUAAGAGCAGAUUUUAAAAUACAAUAAGUGUGUUUUUAAAUUUUAUCAAUAAGCUUAAACUUUAAACAAAUAAAACCGGUACCCGUGCAGCCAGUCGAAAAUGAAGCUUUAUUCAGAUGAAGGCAAUUUCCAAACAUUGAAAGUGUCCAUAGCAGCAAGAGUGACCGGUACCGCUUCUGAAAUCCUAGCUCUUGAAGUGAAACAUAACGAGAAUGUUGUGCCCCACUUGUGUAGGUCCAAGCUUCCAGUUUUAGAAAUAGCGGAAGGGAGACUACUCUUCUCUGCUAAUACAGCAGCCAAGUAUCUAUUUCUCAAAGCUAAUCAGGUAAAAGAUGAAGAAGCAGAAGAUGAAAUUUUGGAUUGGGAAUCUACAGAAUUGUUGCCUUUGGUUGCAGCUUACCUCGUCAGUGCCAUUGGGCAAGGCAAAAAAGAUCCUUCACUGAUAACACCUGUGACAAAGGUUCUACAGCAACUGGAUGCCAAGCUUAUAAAGUCCAAGUACCUUCUAGGAGAUUCCCUAAGUCUAGGGGACGUCUGUGUUUUUAGUACCAUUUUUCCUCUACUUGGUCUGAAAAAUUUUGAAAUUAUCGAGAAGCUACCCAAUAUACAAAGGUGGUGCAGUGACGUUAAGGCAAACCAAGCUGUUCAGGCUGCUGUUGCAGAGGUUACAAAAGGUCAAGGCCAUGAAAUUUUUAAGGCAUCACUUCUGGCUCAGAGCUUCCCACCACUUCCAAAUAAAGAUGGGGGUGAGUGUCAGGUCAAGGCCAGUGGUGCGGUCAACUCAUCUGCCACAAGUUCGGUUUCAUCAGAAGAUCAGGUUCCUACAGUGAAACUAACCCAAGAAGAACUAGAUGCUGCCCGCAAAGCAUGGAAGAAAAAUCCCAAGGAAUGUGUUCAGCCAAAACAAAGAAAGCAUCCUAUAUUACCUGAGGCCAACUCCAGAAAUAUUUUGGUCUCCAGUGCUCUGCCCUAUGUCAACAAUGUACCACACCUGGGGAACAUUAUUGGCUGUGUGCUCAGUGCUGAUGUCUUUUCUAGGUUUGCCAGAUUGAGAAACUACAACGUGCUCUAUGUAUGUGGCACUGAUGAGUAUGGGACAGCCACGGAAACCAAAGCCAUGGAAGAGGGGGUAACUCCUAAGGAGAUCUGUGACAAGUACAACAAGCUCCACACCCAAGUCUACAAGUGGUUUAAUAUUGACUUUGAUUUUUUUGGUCGCACAACAACCGAUCAUCAGACAAAAAUUGCCCAGGAUAUAUUCUGGAAACUGUACCAAGGAGAUUAUAUACUAAAAGAUAGUGUAGACCAGCUCAAAUGUAUCAAGUGUGAUAGGUUUCUAGCAGAUAGAUUUGUAGAAGGAAUCUGUCCCCUGUGUGGGUUUGAUGAUGCCAGGGGUGACCAGUGUGAUGGUUGUGGUAAACUGAUCAAUGCUGUAGAACUCAAGGAACCCAAGUGUAAAAUAUGUAAAAGCUCACCUGUGAUUCAGACAUCGAACCACCUGUUUGUUGACCUGCCUAAGCUUGAACCUUUGCUGAGAGCUCACCUCAACAAAGUCUUUGAGAGCGGCACCUGGACCAACAACGCUAAGGUGAUAACAAACUCCUGGCUGCGCGAUGGCCUCAAGCCCCGGUGUAUCAGCCGAGACCUGAAGUGGGGCACCCCCAUACCCCUGGAGGGCUACACUGAUAAAGUGUUCUAUGUCUGGUUUGAUGCCCCCAUUGGUUACAUCAGCAUCACUGCCAAUUACACUGCCGAGUGGGAGAAAUGGUGGAAGAAUUCUAAUCAAAUUGAAUACUACAACUUCCUUGGAAAAGACAAUGUACCAUUCCACAGUGUUAUAUUCCCUGCCUGCCUUUUGGGUACUAAUGAUAACUACACAGUGGUGAACCACAUGGUUGCCACAGAGUAUCUCAACUAUGAGGAUACCAAAUUCUCCAAGAGUCGCAACACUGGUGUGUUUGGGGACCAAGCAGAAACCACAGGGAUCCCUGCGGAUGUGUUCAGGUUUUAUCUUCUCUAUGUCAGGCCAGAGUCUCAGGACACUGCCUUCAGUUGGGAUGACUUUUUACUGAAAAACAACAGCGAGUUGUUAAAUAAUUUAGGGAACUUUAUCAACAGAGCUCUUAUGUUCUUGAACAACAAUUUUGGUGGUGUGGUUCAACCAAUGGAAGAGAAUGAGGAUGACAUCCAGUUGAUAGCACAAAUCACAGACCAGCUCAAGGGCUACACAACCAACUUAGACAACUGCAGGUUACGUGAUGGCAUCAGAAACAUACUGAACAUAUCCAGACUGGGUAACCAAUACAUGCAGGUCAAUAAACCCUGGGUGCUGGCUAAAGGCACAGAGCCAGAGAAGAAGAGAGCUGGAACAGUUGUGAGUGUAUGUGCCAAUGUGUCCUGCCUGCUGUCUGUUCUGAUCCAGCCCUACAUGCCAGCCACCAGCGCUGUCAUACAGCAACAACUUCAGGCCCCAGCAUCUGUCAACUGUAUCACUGGAGAGUUUGUGGCCAUGCUGCAGCCUGGGCACAAGAUUGGCCAGCCCAGUCCCCUAUUCCAAAAGAUUGAAGCUACCAUUAUAGCUGAGCUCAAACAAAAGUUUGCUGGAAGUCCAGCUGAAAAAGCUCCACCUAAGAAACAGGCAAACAAAAACACCCCUAAAGUUGAAGGGACAGCACCUGUUGCUUCCACAGAGGAAAUAGACAGGCUGACAAAAGCUGUUGCUGAUCAGGGAAACAAAGUUAGAGAAUUCAAGGCAGCAAAGGCAGAGAAAUCUGUUAUAGAAAAAGAAGUGGCCUCCCUGUUACAACUGAAGAAAGACCUUUCAGCAGCCCAGGGCCCUGCUGAACCAGCAGUGGACAAAAAGUCAAAGAGUAAGGAAGCCGGUGAUAAAAAGGCCCCAGUGUCAGACAAUUGCGCUAAAUCACCUGCAUCUGUCCCCAACUCUACACCUGCAUCAGGAGGUCAGGGUGACCCAGCUGUUGUGGAGAAAUUAACUCAAUCUGUAACUGAACAGGGUAAUAAAGUAAGGGAUCUGAAAGCAUCUAAAGCAGAGAAAUCUGUUAUUGAUAAGGAAGUGGCUAUUCUGCUCCAGUUAAAAAAAGAUCUAGAAUUAGCUCAAGGGAAACCACUCCAAACAACAGCAGCAAGUGGCAGCAAGAAAGGAAAGAAGAAGAAAUAAGACAUGAGAAUCUCUGCAUUUGUGUUGGUUAUGAUGGGGUGUUUUGUGUAUUAAAUGUGAAGAAGUUAUUUAUUGUCUUACUUAAUUUAUUGUUGAUGUUGAGUACCCUUUCCAGAAUGGUAACAUUUUUUUCUGGUUUUGUUUUAGAAUGAAUUAACCUGUUUAGUAG